Messenger RNA from Exaiptasia diaphana, 2955 nucleotides. RefSeq lists its product as uncharacterized. The annotation marks the transcript as partial. Gene Ontology annotation, molecular function: ubiquitin protein ligase activity; zinc ion binding. The record is from RefSeq and is a predicted model, not a curated record. The transcript has 4 exons. Lineage: Eukaryota; Metazoa; Cnidaria; Anthozoa; Actiniaria; Aiptasiidae.
AUGGAAACAGAGAGUGAGGGGAAAACAAAUAUCAGGAUGUUUUGGAGCAUACUAAAUGACGCUCUCAGGGAAGUUUCAAAGGAUGAUACUUACAAGUUCAACCCUUAUGGAAUAAUGAUAGACGAAGGAGGUGGUUGGUGGUCUUCAAUCCCUUUGGAAUUGGCCGAUGGAGUGAUAGAGAGGACAAUCAGCUGCGAGAAACACUGGACGUUCACAGUGAAGAGAAAUGUUACAUCUAUCCAGUCUGCAUAUGGGCCAGAUGUAAGUGAAGAGUUCAAGAAUAUCACUCAUGGGAUACUGAAGGCAGCUACACCAAACAUGUUCGAAGUAGCAAAAAAUCAACUGGAGCAAUUUCAACAGAAGUAUCCUAUGAAAGAUGUAGUAAAUUGGUGGACAUGGUGGGAACAGCGAAAGCACCAUGUGUUCCGGGCUUUCCGACCUUCCCUAAAUGCUCCAAGGGUAAAUCUGGCAGAGGCCGGUCAUUCAUCGUGGAAAAACAGUGGCUUGGUUCACCUAGAUCUUCUUGAUGCUGCAAGACAAGAUGUAGCAGAGAAUCUCCAAUUACAAUCCAACCUAAAAGAGUAUGAACAAGGUACAUACAGUGGUAAAGGCCCAAGCAAAWAUUCUCUUUCCGAACGAAACUAUGCAGAACAAGAUAAGAGAGCUCAAGCAUUUAGUGAAGAACUUAUGCAAUAUCUUGAGGAAGAGAGUGUGGAAAAAGCACCUAUACCCAAAAGCCAUGUAACAUACAUCAAUGAAAGAUCAUCCCACAGACAUGAUCCUCGCAAGUCCACAGCAAAACAAGCUAAACCAGUCUCUAAAGCAGUAAAACGGCCAUGCAGCUUAAGAAAUACACGGAGCAAAAACUUUAUCCGAGUGCUAAACAUUGCAAAAAAUCUAAAAUCUGUGUCAAUCAAGAGUGAGGUUGUGAUCAAUGACCAUGGACGCCAGUUCAUCUUAGCAGUGGCUUCUGGAACAACAUACGAUGUUGAAAUAAACCAAAAUCCAAACUGUUCGUGCAGGUACUGUAACGACAGAGAUGUCUGUUGUCACAUCAUUUGGUUACUACUAAACCACUUUAAAGUGCCUGAGUCUGAUUAUCGACUCCAUCAGAGAGGGUUUACAGGUCAUGAGCUAGAGCAAAUCUUUUCCAAGCGCAGUGCAAGACAGACACCACCGAAGGAAGGAAACAAGAGUGGAUGCAAGUGGUUAAUCACCAAGCACAUGCUCAAUACGAAGCCAAGGUGUCCAACCUGCCACUGCGAGCUUUUAAAGGGCGAUUUGAAGAUUACUUGUUUAGCAAGGUGGACACCCCCCCACAAGAAUAAGGAUGGGCAAAGCUUCACUGUUCCACGGACCUUCCACUUCUGCUUGAAGUGGGAGUGUAUUGCUGAUCCUCCACGAGGGAGCACAAUUAKAGAGCCGCCAAGUUCAUUUGGUGUUGACCCCACAGCCACAUUUUCUGAAGAUGAGUGGAAGCUUCAAGAUAACCAACGUGAACUUAUAAGAGAAAUAAAUAAGCAGGCUUCUGCUAAGAGGAGAGAUAACCAACGUGAACUUAUAAGAGAAAUAGAUAAGCAGGCUUCUGCUAAGAGGAGAGAUAACCAACGUGAACUUAUAAGAGAAAUAAAUAAGCAGGCUUCUGCUAAGAGGAGAGAUAACCAACGUGAACUUAUAAGAGAAAUAGAUAAGCAGGCUUCUGCUAAGAGGAGAGAUAACCAACGUGAACUUAUAAGAGAAAUAAAUAAGCAGGCUUUUGUUAAGAGAAAAGAUAAUCAGCCUGGGCAAGUGAGAGAACUAAAUAGACAAGCGUUUCUAAAAAGAAAGCAAUCACAACCUGAACGGUUAAAACAAAUAAACAGGGAUUCAGUAACAAGGAAAAGGACAUCAAAAAAAGAUGAUUCACUCAAAGCAAAAAAACUGAAAGCAUCAAGUUCUAAUGGUGAAUGUGGUGAAUCAUUAGAAAAUAGAAGAACAAAUUAUCUUGAUUCAGAGACAACUGGUAUAAGUCCAACAAACUUUAUUUUAAAUUUUCAUAAGAAAGUAGAAUGCGGGCCAGAAUAUGUAUGCACUUGCUGUGACCAGUUAUGGUAUAAAUCUUCUGUAAGAAAAUGUAACCUGAAUACUUAUUCAAGAUGCCCAUCGGAACUUGUAACUCAAUGCAUUACAAAUACUAAAAGUAUAUCAGAUACAGAAUGGAUAUGCACAACCUGUCACUCAAACCUAAAAGACGGAAAAUUGCCUGCAUGUGCAAAYGCCAAUAAUAUGGCAUUUCCUGUAAAACCUGAUGUUUUGGAUUUAACACAACUGGAAGAAAGGCUGAUUUCACCUAGAAUUCCAUUCAUGCAAAUACGUGAAUUGCCAAGAGGAGGUCAACUAAGUAUUCAUGGUAAUGUAGUAAAUGUACCUGCUGAUGUCAAUUUAACAGUUAAUUCUUUYCCAAGAUCACUUAGUGAAUCACAGACUAUUCCAAUUAAGCUAAAGAGAAGGCUUUCCUAUAAGCACCAUUAUAAGUUCCAAAAUGUUAGACCAAAAAAAGUAUUAGAAGCAGCUAAAUUUCUUGCUGAAACAAGUGACUUGUAUAAAUCAGAAGGUAUAGUGAUUAAGCAGAACUGGAUUAAAUSUCUACAGAGUMAUAAUGAAGGAAAAGAGRGGAAAGAAUURCUAUUAGAUACAUGUAACUCAAAUCAAUCACCAACUGAAYUCAAUACUGACAUAAGCAACCUAAGCAAUGGGGAGAUAACAUCAAAAUCUAUUUCUSAUGAUSAUGARGGUUGGUGCGAAGUAGAUGAACGUCCAUCAGGCAAUCUAGAUACUUUACUGCAGGAACCAGAUGUUGCAGAAAAUGGUGACAAUAUUAUAAGRUUUGCACCAGGGGAAGGCAAUAAKRRRCUAGGGAUUUUUAUGGACAAAGACUCAGAAUUUUUAUCAUUUCCUACUAUAUUUUGUGGAGAG